Girardinichthys multiradiatus is the source of this 4756-nucleotide messenger RNA. RefSeq names its product leucine-rich repeat and fibronectin type III domain-containing protein 1-like protein. The transcript has 11 exons. The record is from RefSeq and is a predicted model, not a curated record. Bases 927 to 2963 code for a protein of 678 amino acids. NCBI's taxonomy places the organism in Eukaryota, Metazoa, Chordata, Actinopteri, Cyprinodontiformes, Goodeidae. Gene Ontology annotation, molecular function: protein binding.
CGGCGCAUUUCCUUGAAGAGAGCAAUGCGGAGAGAAGGGAGAGGUCAAGACAAAGUCACUUCUGGCACUGAAAAGAGAUAACAACCCGCUCAUAACGCAGUAAUCUUAUAAUUUAUUUUACUUAUAAUUUGUACUCGUUCUUUUCUGUAUAUUUUUUAUCCACCUGACAAACCUUGUAGGACAACCUCCAUCAACCCGAUUGGAUUAUUUUUCUCAAGAACAAAUGUAGAUCAGAUGCAUGGAAAGAUGAGUAAAAUGUGCUCCUUCGUGUGCAGCGGUGACAGCUGAAUCUUCCACAGAGAGUAGAUCAGAGCGCACUGUGGUUUCUGAGUUCCGCUCAGUACCCGUCAGAGACCGGAUUCCAGCAGUAUCAACCCUCGGCAGCCGGGUGUUUUAUUUUUCCGCUUCUGACAAACCUGUCGUGUGGACAAAAACACGGGAGAGAUCUCACAUGGAAACAGAUGAGAGUUGCGGUGCGCCGGUUUAACUGGAGCAUCACAUCCAUUCUGUCAUUCCUGUCCCAUCUGAUUUGUGGACCGGUGUGGGUUUUACAGGCUGUCACCGGGCGGUUAAGGGGGUCUUUUUUGGUGCAUACUCAGCGGGACCAAACUGAAACGCCUUGUUUCCCUUCACCAUCCUGAAGGACCCUGCUGCGCUAAGAAAAGUGGAUAUGAUUGCUUAUUUGGCUUAAAGACUUGUGUGAUCGGGAGGAUUAUUUAAGUGGCUCUUUUCUGAGGAGAGGUAUUCACCUGGCUCAUCAAGCAAGGGAAGAUAAUAACAGGAGACUCACAGGUUUUUGGAUCGAUUUCCCUUGGCCUUCCAUCUUUUCUGUCCAAUCUCUCACUUUGAUUGCAGUUUAUCUUCAUGUUGAGUCCUAACCCAACACAGCACACAAGAUAAAGUUGCCCUGUUUCCUGGGGAGGAUAAUGGAACGGCUGUGGUUCUCUUUGCUGUUGCUGGCAGCAGCAUGCAGGGGACAGCCGUGUCCAAAACGCUGCAUGUGCCAGAGCCUUUCUCCAUCACUCGCUAUCCUCUGCUCCAAAACAGGCCUGCUCUUUGUUCCUGCUGCCAUUGACCGACGCACAGUGGAGCUACGACUUCAAGAAAACUUCAUAACAGCUGUCCGAAGAAAAGACUUUGCCAACAUGACCAGCUUGUUACAUCUGACACUGUCCAGAAACACCAUCAGUCAGAUCCUUCCUUCAGCAUUCAGUGAUCUACGGCGACUGAGAGCCCUCCAUUUAGACUCUAACAGGUUAACUGUGAUCAAGGAUGACCAUUUCAAAGGUCUGACCAACCUUCGCCAUCUGAUCUUGGCCAAUAACCAGCUCCACUCCAUAUCUCCACAUGCCUUUGAUGACUUUGUGUCAACUCUGGAAGAUCUAGACCUCAGUUACAAUAACCUUGACCAGGUGCCCUGGGACACAAUUGGGCAUCUUACCAAUGUCAAUACCCUGAAUAUGGACCAUAACCUCAUAGAGAAUGUUCCACAGGGAGUAUUUACCAAUCUUCACAAACUGGCCAGGUUGGACAUGACUUCCAACAAGCUGAAGAAAAUUCCACCAGAUCCAUUGUUCCUAAGAAUUCCAGUAUAUGCCAAGUCUAAAGGGUCCCCACUCUCUUCUCUUGUGUUGAGUUUUGGUGGUAACCCACUUCAUUGCAACUGUGAGCUUUUGUGGUUAAGGAGACUGACCAGAGAAGAUGACCUCGAGACAUGUGCCUCCCCUCCAGAUCUCAGCGCCAAGUACUUUUGGACAAUACCUGAAGAGGAAUUUAUUUGUGACCCACCAGUUCUGACUCGAAAGUCACCUCAUACUGUUGCUAUGGAAGGCCAGCCUGCAAGUCUAAAAUGUAAAGCGAAUGGUGACCCAGAGCCUGAGGUCCACUGGAUCAGUCCCGAAGGCCGUCUUAUAUCUAAUGGCUCCAGAACUGUAGUUUUCCCCAAUGGAAGCCUGGAGAUCAACGUUACAUCCCUGAAGGAUUCAGGAAACUUCACCUGCAUUGCCUCAAAUGCUGCAGGUGAAUCAACAGGAAGGGUAGAGUUAAUCGUCACAGUAGUGCCUCAUCUUGCAAACAGCACAAGCCGCAGCAGAGAUCCUUCUUCUGAGCCAGCACCCUCUGAUAUUCUGACCUCUUCUAAAGUUGCAAUGCCAAACAAUGAGACAAGAGGGGCUGACAGGAGGGUAUCAUUGGUGGAGCUGACAGGAAACUCUGCACUCAUUAGAUGGAGCAGCCAAACUCCUACAUCUGGAGUGAGAAUGUUCCAGGUCCAAUAUAACAGCUCCGGGGAUGACACACUGGUUUACAGGAUGAUUCCAUCCACCACCAAUGAUUUUGUUGUCCGGGACCUUGCUGCCGGACGCAGCUACGAUCUCUGUGUACUGGCUGUAUUUGAUGACAUCAUCACAUCACUGACUGCAACACGUCCUUUGGGCUGCCUCUCAUUCACUACAGACACUGAGUUCAGCCAGUGUCAAGCACUGCAUAGUCAUUUCUUGGGUGGCACAAUGAUCAUUAUCAUUGGAGGGAUUAUAGUUGCAUCUGUGCUCGUUUUCAUAAUUAUUUUAAUGAUCCGAUACAAGGUUUACAGUCAUCAAGGCACUGGCCAUGGAAAAGCAACCAUAGCAGCAACAGCGCCAAGGCCACAGAGCAACGGACAAGGAGGCAGCCAGGUCCAAGUGCUCCCUCACUCUGCCUCAAAGAUGACAGACAGUCAGGAUGAACAGGUGUUGUUGCCAUCUAGGGCUAUGUCACCUAACAACACUACAAAAGACACAGUGGCAUUGGUUGAGGAGGAGAGCAGUGGACAGUGCAUCAUGGCAAAGACAGACUCCUUGGCUAAUGAGGAGUUGCUCUCACCAACCAAGACCCGCUUCUCUUCCAGGGUUUCCAUUGAGAUGAAAAUCAGACCGCCAUCUGUCACCAAAGACCCCUCAUCUCCUAAGGAACUAGCAGAACCCUGACACUGUUCUGGCAGAUGUGACAAACAAGGAUCACCAGACAGAAGAAAGUGGUGAAAACCCUCAAGACAAAAAGGCCCUACAGCUCAUCUACCUGCAUCUCCUUUUUCCCUGCAUCGAUUAUUUUCUUCCUAUGAAUAUCAUGGUGUUAUAGACCUAUACAGUCUGAUUUACUUUCAAGUGCUUUUACUGGUACUCUCAUCUGGAAUGGACUACCGGUCAAGGCCUGAUGAUGGUUGGAUCUUCUGAAUCCAGCCAUUUUCCACUUUAAUAUAUCAGUAUCAGUGGGGAAAGUGGAACGCUGGGAGAAGAUCACCUGAAAAACAGCACGGGCAUAUGAAAAACUGCAACAAUAAAAUGGAUAGAAAAUAUAAGGUAACAGUCACUAUGAGGAUCAGCAUUGACAGAGACUGAGUGGAUGGUAGAAAAAGGCAGAAAAGCAAUGGUUCAUCAUAAAAGUGAACAUGGAUUUAAUGGUAAUCACAUUCAAGCAGGCUGUACAUUUUGAAUCUGAUGUUUCAUAUAAACCUAUCCUAACCUAACACAUGGGACAUCUACAGAUGCUGUUCCAUUCUAGUAAUUAAUACUGGAUAAUAUGGUUCUGUAAAAUGUUGAUGAACCAAGUUGUUCCACUGGCCACUGAUCUGGAACUGGAACUGGGACUGGAUCUGUAUCGGGACUGCACCCUGUUGUCUCUUAAUUGGAAUCCAACUUCUGGAAAUUAAAAAGUAAAAACUAACUGAACAAGCUCCCUCUAGGGAAAAUGGGACAUAUCAGGACCCACUGGAGCCUAAACUGGAAAUCUAGGCUGAAUUAAUAUGGGAUGAUCUGUGCUAGACUACAUAGUUUUCAGUCUGCAACUGCUCUACUCCUGUAUGCUCCGCUUAUCACUGGAUGGAAUUGGUAAAGACCUUAAGGACCGUGAUUGACAUCUCUCCAGGACCCUCUAAACAGAUCCAGUCAUCAGAAGGAAAGCCACUUGCUGAGAGCCAAGAAUAACAACUUAAGGAUUCUGAGACAAAAGGCUGAAGUAGCAGGGUUCCGGAUCACAUCAAUCAUUAUUGAUAUAAUAUAUCACAUUAUCAUUACUGAAUAAGUUUACUCUAAAGUCCUUCACUGUAAGACACACAAUGGUUUAAUGUGAAGAAAAAAUGCAGUAUGACUAUAAAUUACCCAACAAUUUGCAUUAUUAACAUCAUCACUGUUGUCACAAUUCGUCAGGAACAGUUCGUCUUCAUUAUCACCUCUGAGUACAUUUAUGUGCACACAGCAUAGGUAAUAACUAGACACACCUCAGUUGUUUUUGAACUCUCAACAGUUUAACCUUUAAAAAUGUAUUUUAAAUAUUGCUUUAAACCAAUCAUCUGUUAUUUUCCAGGCUUCUCUUUUCUACCAGACAAGAAGACAUUACAUUUGUGGCCAUAUCAGAUUUAUACUAAUAUCAUGUGUGCACCUCUUUGCACUAGCUUUUGUUCUGCAGUGUCACCAUAAAUGUUGCCAUAUUGAUGGUUACACAGUUCCCUGCUGAUAUAUGUACAAGGGUCGACCAGGAACUGGAUGGGAACCAUAAAAGCCCACACUAAAACAAGCACAACACAAAAAAGAAUGAAAAACAAAAAAUAUAAGUGCAUAGUCUUCACUUUCCCCUCAUGUGUUCCUCUCAGUUUUCUUGGGGGAAGGCUUUAUAUUUUGUAUGUGUAUAUAAAGCAAUUCAAAAUCUAUAGUUUUGUACAUGUAAUUUUUAUGGUGUGUGGGUAUUUUCUAAUAAAAUGAAACAAAAUGAGUUACUCCUUCCA